Molecule: messenger RNA, 11355 nt
Organism: Cydia strobilella
Lineage: Eukaryota; Metazoa; Arthropoda; Insecta; Lepidoptera; Tortricidae
Gene: sif
Product: protein still life, isoform SIF type 1
Exons: 44
Coding region: 1215-7436 (2073 amino acids)
Biological process (GO): positive regulation of axonogenesis; activation of GTPase activity; small GTPase-mediated signal transduction
Cellular component (GO): synapse; membrane
Molecular function (GO): protein binding; guanyl-nucleotide exchange factor activity
Source: RefSeq, a predicted model, not a curated record
UUCUGAAGAAAGAGUUAGGUGUUGGGGAUGUUUGAAUCAUCGACGAAUUAAAUAAUAAGCGGCGUGUCAGGCUAGAAUGAACUAUUAAAAUACUCGGCGGGCCACGGCAAGCAUCCAACAGUCAUGGACCAAAAUCGAAUGUUGUCUAGCUAAGAGUGCGCGCGCACGCCGCCGCCCCCACCGCACCGCUGCGAAUAUUCAUUGAUGAUCUUACUAAUAUGUAUUUAUUAAUUUUUUUAUGCAAAGUCUUUCAAAGGGUAUUUUUUUAUUUCAAUUCUAAAAGACAAUCAAACCUAGACGCGAAUAAUCUUGGAUGAACAUAUGAAGUAUAUGAAGGUGUUAGUCGUGAGAUAGACGGAGGCUGUGCCGUCGCGGUCGCUAGGCUUGGGCGUCGCUGCGUCUCGGCGUCGCGCCGCGAGCGUUGCGCGCCGCGCCGUGCGCACUCGGCUCGGCUCCAGUCGCCACGCACGCUAGCCUCGCGCUCGGGCGCCCGCGACCCAAGUCCGCUCUGACGUUUAAUCGAGCCGCCGGUGUUCCUUAUCGGACCGUGUCCGAUUCACCACCGCAACAUACAUUCUAUCAUAUUUGUAUUGUAUCGGAGGAAUUGGGUGUGGGUGCCAACAGUGCGUAGUGGUCACAGUUAGGUCUAGGCCGGGGUGUCUUGAAGCGGGCGGCAGCACGGGCAGUAGGCGGCGCGCGGCCGCGGGCAAGGCGCCACUGGGCCCGCCCGAGCCAGCAGCUGGCUCUGUUUACAAGCCGCGCCUGCACUCCAGGGCCCCGUGCGCCCGCUCGCUGCAGCACGCAACUCAUUUUCUAUUCGACGCUGUGAAUUUUUAAGUUUGCGAACCACCACCGACGUUAGAUAGAGGUAUUUGAAUGCUUAUUAAAGUCGACUCUCGCCCGAGAGAAGUCGUAGUGCAAUAUUAGUGUCACGAAUCGCUCAGAGCACAAGCAUUGAAUCCAAAUUGUCAUUCGAGUGAUAUCACUACUUCAUAAAUAUGGGUGCUAAAGAAAGCGUGGAGGCUGCUAAAUUUUCUGCGCAAAAUUGGAACAAUUUUGAGCAUGGCGCCAGUGUGAGACAUCAGCACCGGCACGGCACUCAGCGGUCGCAGAGUCUCAACCGCGGCCACUCGCUCUCGCGCUCCGAUGGCACCUGGUGACAUCACGGAACCGCGGGCAGCAUAGUGCAGUGCGCCGAGUGCGGAACACGUACGAUGGGCAACAAGCUAUCGGCGUGCUCCUGCGCACCCAUCCUGCGCAAGGCGUACCGCUAUGAAGACAGCCCGUGGCAGAACUCGCGCCGCCGCGACGGACACCUACUACGACUAUGGGCGGAAGUGUUCCACGUGUCGGCGUCCGGCGCGGGUACGGUCAAGUGGCAGCAGGUGUCGGAGGACCUGGUGCCGGUGAACAUCACGUGCGUGCAGGACUCGCCGGAGUGCGUGUUCCACAUCACCGCUUACAACUCGCAGGUCGACAAGAUCCUCGACGUGCGGCUAUUGCAACCUGGUACUCGUAUUGGGCAAGCAUCAGAAUGCUUUGUGUACUGGAAGGACCCCAUGACCAACGACACGUGGGGCCUGAACUUCACCUCGCCCAUCGACGCCAAGCAAUUCAAGGAGUGUUGUUCACCAUCCUUUAAAUUCUCGCGUAAGGCAUCUUCGAGCUACAGCCUAAAGCUAGAACCGCCGGGCAGCAAGCAGAAGAUGAAAGCCAAGAGGAAACCGCUCUCCACGCCGGCCAGUCCUAAUCGAUCCAGUUUGAACUACCGCGAGCCGCAGUGCACAUGCAUGUCGCAGGAGCAGUAUGCUCGGCUCAGGGCCCAAGAUCCACGAUACCGUUCCUCGACAUUGCCACGCACAUCAGCGCGUGCCAUGGAAGCGGAGGCGAGUGCGGCCGCCGCACGCACCGACAAGGUGGCUGCGGCAACGUCGUCCACCUCGCUGUACGACAACGUCACCGGCUCGCAACCAGCUCAUCAACCGCCACCAAAACCUGCAGCUCGCCAGACUGACUUGCAGCCGCCGACGCGCCCCCCCAAGUCUCAAGAAACAUCCACUAUGACCACCAACACUUCGACAGCGCCUAAAACCGUUACCGCUUCCGUCGGAACACAUGGCACAAAUACCAACGAAGAUUCCCAAGCGUCGGGCGGGGCCUCAGCGCAGCACGGCCAGGACCUCAAGUCCGAAGGCGUGCAAGCUGGCGGGACGCUCACAACAUCCAAGUCCUCGUCUACAUCUACCAGGCCUGGCAAGGAACAUCUGCAGCACGCCAAGAGCAUCGACUAUGGAGAUGGAAACGAAUCGUCGCGGGAAUCGGACCGGCACUCGAUGCACCAUCACAACGUCAUCAACAACAACACCUCGGGCUCGCGUCGCACAAAGUCAAAGAGCACAGAAGAUAUGAAUAUGGAUUCAAGCACACUAAAACGCAUGCUCAAGCCGAUGCCCUCAACGGAAAGUCCGGUGACAUCGCCAGAAAUGGGCCGACGGCGCUACGGCGGCGCGGGCCCGUGCCCGCCCGCAUGCGGCGCUCACCCGCACCGCCACGGCCCGCAUCUGCACCACGCGCAUCACACGCACGCCGCCAACAACAACAGCCGACAGACCUCCCAGCGGUACUCCUCUGAUAGCCGCGGCGUGGGAGUCGGCGCCGCACCGAGCGGGUACCCCGGCCGCGGCCUGUACCUGGAGCUGGGCGGUGGAGGAGAGCGGGACAUGUCGCCGCCGUCGGACAACGUCAUGUUCGACAACCAGUGCUACGCAACCACGCCCUCGUCGUCGAACGGCAACUCCGACCAGGAGCCGUGCCAGCGGCGGGAUGGAAGGCAACACAAUCAUCCGCAAAAGCCUUGCUUAUCCCGGCAAGCAUCGCAAUCCAGCGCCACGCCCGCACCCGGCUCGCCCACCUCGCGUCUGCUUCUCGAGUAUGAGAUGCAUCUCCGCAACACCUUGGCUAAAGGCAUGGACGCUGAGAGCUACAGCCUUCACACCUUCGAGGCGUUGCUGAGCCAGAGCAUGGAGGAUCUAGGUGAGUGUUUCCACGAAUACAACGACAAUAUGCCGCCUUCGAAUCCGCGAAGCCCCUAUCCACCGCGACGUCGACCGAACCAAGAAUCCGUUCUACACUAUUUGAGAAACCUUACGGAGGCAGCCAUAAGGGCUAGAGGAGGCCCGGCGACGCAGUGUGCCGGCGGCGGUAGCCGGUCCUCCACGCUACCGCUGCCGCACCGGCUGGGCGUUGAGAGACAACACAGCGCGCGAUCUGACCGCGACGGAUAUUACAGCGAUCGCAACGAGCUUAUGCGGGAGCGUGAGCGAGAGCGUGAACGGGGCUACUUAAGUGAUCACAGUUCAAGAGACCGCAUUAGGGACCGAGAUCAAGGGUACCUGAGCGACCAUCAAUCAAGUUUUGUAAGCGCCUCCCGCUGCGCGUCCUGCAUCGGCGAAUCUGCGAGGGCGGCGUGGUACCGGCACUCGGACGGCUGGCGGGGCGCGCCAGCGCCCGGCCCGCGCCGUUCCCCCUGGGACUCCCUGCCCAGCUUACGGCAUGAGGGAAGCCUUAACGACUCUGGUUAUAGGAGUAACAGAGCUGAUAGCUUUGAACAGAGGGGCGUUUUUGAUCGGCAAGACAGCGUUCGAUCGGAGUAUACCAGCGAUCGAGAAUCAUCGCGCUACGGGAUAGUUCAGCAAGCCUCAAUUGACAGCACUGACUCCAGGAUAUGUUAUCUGACAUCUAGCGAGAUAUCGGACGACGAUCGUAUGUCACUGACGACGGCGGUGUCUGAUGAAGAGGACCCCGGCGAGAGCGCAAUGAACUCACCGUACAAGGGCAAACAGACUGGCGCUGCGGCGGCCUCUUUUAACUGCACCGGUGCUGUCAGAAAAGCUGGUUUCCUGAGUGUGAAGAAGUGGCUGCUACGCAAGAAACAUCAAAUCGAAUUAGCUCGAAAACGAGGUUGGAAGGGCUAUUGGGUAUGCCUAAAAGGCACCACGCUCCUGUUCUACCCGUGCGACUCGCGGGAGGGCCGCUCCGUCGAGGCGGCGCCCAAACACCUGAUCAUUGUUGACGGAGCCAUUAUGCAGCCCAUUCCUGAACAUCCGAAGCGUGAUUAUAUAUUCUGCCUGAGCACCGCGUUCGGCGAUGCGUAUUUAUUCCAAGCACCUUGCCAAGUGGAAUUGGAAAAUUGGGUGAACAGCAUACACAGUGCAUGUGCAGCAGCCUUCGCUAGGCAUCGCGGCAAGACCGGCACCCUCCAUCUGCUUCAAGAAGAAAUUUAUCGUCUCGAGAAAGCCAUCGAAUCGGACCACAAACUGAAACACAUGGCAGACCUGCAACAGUCCGUGGUGUCGGACCCUGAGACGCGGGCGCAGCUGGCGGUGCAGAUGUUGCAGUGGGAAGAAAACCUGGAAAGGCUGCAUUGCGAACAGUUCCGGCUGAGGUGCUACAUGGCCAGCUUACAGAGCGGCGAACUACCUAACCCUAAGUCUCUGCUCACACACGUGUCCCGCGGCACAAAGGGCACGCUGAACAAGCUGGGCGUGUUUACGGUGUCCUCGUUCCACGCGUUCAUCUGCGCGCGGUCACCGUCGCUGCUGAACAACCUGCUGGCCGGCCGCGGCGCCACCAAGCGCAGGGCGCCAAAUCUCUCGCGCUCUAACUCGGGGUCCAGCCGACGGUCUAUGCAGAUGUCACGCGACGAAGGCGAGGCUGCGGUCAGGGUGUCCUUACCAGAGGGCACGACCGCAACAGUGGGAGUCCGCGAGGGCAUGACGGUGGAGGAGUUUCUGGCGGCCGCCUGCGCCCGACGCUCGCUCAACGCCCUCGAACACUUCGUCAGAGUGAAGAAACGUCGUGACAUGGAGGAUCACAAUUACUUCGUGCCGCAUCGUAGCGACCUCAUUGAGACUUACUUACACACACACGAGGUAGUGGAGGUGUGCGCCAAGAUCCUGUACCAAGUGGAGCUGCAGAGGAACACGCUAGAGCAAAUGUGGGGCUUCAGCGUGGAGGCCGAGCUGAUUGAGAACGCCGAACGACAGGACGAGCUCUGCUGCUACGUAAGCCGUGUCGAGGACAAGAGUGUCGCCAUGCAAAACGGUAUAAUCAAAGGCGACGAGAUAAUGGUGAUCAACGGAGCGAUCGUGUCUGACCUAGAUAUGAUGUACUUGGAGAGCGUAUUGCAAGAGGAACUCUCGCUCGUCAUGAUGAUGAGAUCUUCGCGCACGGAACCGCCCGAGCUCGCGGGUAUGAUGCGAGCGGCCACCGACGACAUAAUCGACUCGCUCGUGUGCCCGCCGCCGCCCAGCGACCCGCCUGUCAUCUCCGACGACAUGAUCUCUGGUCUGAUCGUCCCGGCGCCGGCUUGGAGCAAGGAGUUGUACAGCCCCGACGCGGACGGGCACGGGGACGUGUCCGGCCCGCCCAAAGUCAGCUCUCGAACCAACUCCUUCGAGAUCGAAAACCUGCUCAAGAAGUGUCCGCGUGGUCGUCAGAGCGCGGAGCAAGUGACGGGCUGGUGCCGGUCGCCGGCGGAAACGCGCCGCGGUAGCCCCACGGGCAGCGUGGCCAGCGCCGCCGCCGGGACGCCCUCACGACACCUCUCUGACGCCGACAAGCUGAGGAAAGUGCUGUCAGAACUCGUCGACACCGAACGCGCUUAUGUCAAGAACCUUAACAAUUUAUUAGAGAAUUACUUGGAGCCUCUGAAAAGGGAGACUUUUUUAUCGAACGCCGAGAUCAACGCGCUGUUCGGAAACAUUCAGGAGAUUGUAACGUUCCAACGGCAAUUUCUGCAAAACUUAGAGGAAGCGCUUGAAUCGGAGCCCAACUUCCAUCACUUUGAAUUUUCAAACCAAUUUAAGAAUAUUCUUUUCGCGGUGGGAAAUGCCUUCCUCUACUAUGUAAAUCAUUUUAAAUUAUAUAGCUCGUUCUGCGCUAGUCACAGUAAAGCACAAAAAGUUUUACAUCCAAAUGAAGGCAAUCAGGCAUUGCAAGAAUUCUUGGCUGCCAGAAAUCCAAAACAACAACAUUCGUCAACUUUGGAGUCGUACUUAAUUAAACCAAUUCAGCGGAUACUUAAGUACCCAUUACUGCUCCAGCAAUUGAGAAAUUUGACUGAUGCAAAUUCUGAAGAACAUCUACAUUUAGUAGAGGCAUUGAAAGGCAUGGAGAAAGUUGCUGAACACAUCAAUGAGAUGCAACGAAUACAUGAAGAAUAUGGUGCUAUAUUUGAUCACUUGUUUAGACAACACCAAAAGUCUUGCAAGCAACCAAUAGAUCUAAGUCCUGGUGAUUUGUUAUACUACGGGGGUGUAGAAUGGUUAAAUAUUUCAGACUUUUUAGGUAAAAUAAAGAAAGGAUUGGAACUGCACGCUAUGUGCUUUGUAUUUAAAUCAGCCGUUGUCUUCCUCUGUAAAGAAAGACUGAGACAAAAGAAAAAGUUAAUGGGAGUAUCUUCAAAGAAUAAUUCAAACGAGGUAGAAAUAAUUCGAUACCAAGUGUUGAUUCCCGUGACAGAGGUCCAAGUUCGGGCGUCGUCUGCGAAAGAUAUGGACAGUCACUUCCUUUGGGAGCUCAUCCAUCUCCGCAGUCAGCUGCAGCGGCGCUCGGAGAAGGUUUACGUGCUGUCAAACAGUACCGCAGAUUUCCGGAACGCGUUCCUAAAGACGAUUCGACAGAUCAUUCGUGAGUCGGUGCGCAACAUGGCGCUGCCCACAAACCGGCCAGCUCCCAUGCCUCCGCGAGCACCUCAUACGCUCGAGCGAGACCGCCCUAAACACCAGGUGCAAGUCAUGCAGGGAUCUCAAACACUCGGGAAAACGAAAAAACCUAAAACCUCGGGACAGCGGUUAUCAGCCGGCAAUAUUGAGGUCGGCGACCUUUCGCGCGAAAACUCCCAAGAUGCCGAAGAGCCGCCUCAAGGGGUUGCAGACGAGCCUGCGUUCCGGCACCGGAGCAAAACGCUCGGGGACUCCGUCGGUGAGUCCCGGAAAUAUACCCAAGCCAGUGUAAAGCGUGCACCGCCGCCGCCGCCGCCCGACACCGACAAGUCCGACCCCGGCUCCAAGUCGGAGGGAGAGGACGAGCACCCGCAACCUCCUCCCAAGCGAGGGUUAGGCAGAACUCCCAACCAUCUGACAUUAAGCACGACGUCGACGCUGAGUGCCGGCAGUACCGGCAGCCAGGCCAAGUUGAUCCAGUCGUCACACCAGCCCACGCAGUACCAACCUACUAUGGUCAAAGAACUUGGAUCGCCCGUGUGGAAACCGCGCGACAUGUUGAGCGAGGCGAGCACGGGGGCCGGCGGGGCGGGAGCGGCGGGCGGCGCGCCCUCCGCGCCCACCACGCUGCCCCGCUCGCAGCGCCCCGCGCCGCGCGCGCACCACCUCUCCGCGAGCCGCAAGUCGCUCGCGCCGGACCACCGACACUAGACUCCCGCGACCACGACGUUCUGUCCCUCUCCCUUAUGUAUUAAUUCCGACCGACUCCGACUGAGGAAUCUUCGAUUGGCUCGAAGUUCCUUCAGGUCAGUCGCUCGUAGAUAUCCAACUUUCGUCACCCCACUGGUCCCGUCAGUGGGUUAAAAUAUGUGAAUAAUUCUCACUGCCUACAGCGGGGCUAAUGUUAGCUAAUGAUGAAGUUAAAUCCAUUUUAUACUGUUAAAAUUUAAUAGAACAGAAAAUAUUUUAUGCUUAUCAACAAUCCCAAUGCGAUCUAUUUUGUUUCGCGAUUUUCUUGUGUUAAAUAUUUAAACCUAAUUCGGUACAACCUAUUUUUUUCUUCCCUCUGUACAUUAUCUAAGUCUCGCCGUUCUAUAUUUUUAUCGUAACUGACUUGUGAUCAAAGAUACAUUGAUUGAGUGAUGCGUAAAAUCGAAGACAGUUUCGUGCUUUGAAUUUAAUAGGUAACGAUAUGGCGCUGUACAGGUCCAUACAUUUUGCGGUAACUCUGAUUCUCAAAAGUUGACGUUUGUCAAUUCAGUGACCGCAAAACAUAUGGCGCAGUGCAGCGCCAUCGGUUUUGGAUGUCUAACUAAGGGGCAUGUUUUUUUUCUUAGACUGUACCUCUCUAUUACAAUCAGUUGUCUUUGCUCGUCAUAUAUCAAUCGCGUUGUUAAUUUAUUAAGAAGCCAAUAGGGAUUUAAAAGAAAAUAUUAAUUCAGAGAACCUUCCGCACUUGUCUGUUCACCUAUGAACUUUCAUUCGAUUUACACACCAUGUGAAGUAGGUAAUUAAUCAAGUUAUUGUUUACGUUCGUUAAAAUAUUAUUUGAAAUUGGUUAAAAUUCUAUUGUUAUUUAAAAUUCAUAGUUUUGUUACCUAACGAAUAUUGAUUUCUCCUGAAAACGAAGCUCGAACCGUGUUGUGUUUCUACACUUAAUUCCAGUACCAAAAGACUGGAAACUGCGAGUACGCAAUUAUGAAUAUAAUUUAUCUAUGAAUACCUAAUUAUAAGUUACUUUUUUACUUUAAAAUAAAAAAAAACUCAUCUGUGCCACAAUACAAAAUCGUACCUUAAUAUUUCCUAGUAAAUGCACUUCCUAUCGUACUUAGAACUUACCUACAACUGUCACAUCUAAAUAAAAAUACGUAGGUACCGCUAAACUGAUAGUUUAAUUUCGACCUAACAUAGCUAUAUGCUAUUUUGAUCGCGCUGCUGUUUUGCUUUCUGACUGAUAAUUUUACUAUUAGUCAUUUCGUACGAUUUCAAAGUCACCUGGCAAACAGUAGUGCUUUUAAACAGGUCUUGUAUAAAAUAAAUGACAAUAUCAAUAGAAUUUCAGGCAAAAACUGAAGUGACAUUCCAGUUUUUGUUCCACUAAUAGUAUAAAAUAAAUCUUGUAUGUAUUAUAUUUUAAACCAUUAAACUGAAAAGAUAUCCAAUAAAGACUCUAGCGACAUUAUAUUUACCUAGUAUUUUAAAAGUGACUCAUUUUGUUACUUUAUUGUGUAUAUUAGGAGUUAAAGAUAGUAUUCGGGUGCAUCUUCCUAAACGGACUUCUGUGCCAAAUUAGGUACUCACUCUACCUAUGCUUUAUAAUACUCACAGACAAGAUAACAUAAAUAAAUACUUGUAUGGUAAGAGUAGUUAGCUGUAAUGUACUUGCGUUUCAUUUGGUCGCAUUUGCAAUGCAAAACUCACUACCCUAUAGUUCAAAAUGCACACACCUUAAUGGCAAAGUACACUAGGUAGUUUUGAUAAUAAUUUCUCUUCGUGAUCAAAUUCGAAAGUUCUAUCAUAGGCUAGGCGAAUGUAACAUCUUUACUAUACACAAUCGUGUUGUUUUGUUUGGCAAUAAAACAAAAUUUUACCAAAGUUUCUAUAGUAUGCUUAUUGUAAAUGUUAAUUGACAACAUGGGUUGGUUGAACUGAACAGAUAGACGUUUACUCCGUUUCGUCAGCCGCUGACAUACCUUGUAAACUACUUGCAGCGGCAUUCAAAUUUUACAAAUUGAUCUCAAUUGAUUUCGUUUUGAUAUAAGCCAUACAUCGUUAUCGCGGGAGCAACAACGAUAAGACAGUAGUGAAAGAUUAUGACAUUUAUGACAAAUAAAUAAUAACAGAAGUGGCAUCCUAUCGAGUAAUGUUUAUAUGUACCUAUGGGUUCAAAAUGUAGCAGAAACGAAUUUAGAUAAAAUUUUGGUCAUCUAUUACUAAAAUCACAUAGUUAUAAAUACUUUAAGAAAUAAAUACUGAAAUAUUAAAUACAUUGGUGGCUUAUUUUUCAAGUUGACACGUUGAUUUAUAGGUAGGCUUUUACAUAGUUAAAUACGAGUUUAAUUGACCUUUUCCAGCGAAAACUUCAUUCUUGAUAUGAAGAACAUCUUGAGGUUUAAAUGAAAAAACAGACGUUCUGUUACAUGUGUUCUUUGACAGGCUUGUUUUUGCUCCCGAAAUAACGAUGUGUGGAUCACUGUCAGUUAGUGCGAGCGAGAUGCUCUACAAGUAAUGUCAAAAACAGAUCAAAUUGUGAAGUUUGAAUCCCGCUCUUGAGUUGCGCGAGCCGCAUGGGCGCCGGGUUUUGAUACUUUGUUAGUGGCUAGCAGCUAAGAUAAACUAAAACAUUCUUAAAAUAACAAUCAUCUUUAAGUAUUUCAAAAUAGUCAUGCCAUAAUACAUUCCAAUAAACAGCGAUCGUGAAUACUUAUGGAAUAAUAUUUACUUGUAGUACAAUAAUGUAACCUACUUUCUACAAUUUUGUGUAUUCAUUAUUUAAAUGCGAGGUAGAAGAACACAAAAUUGCUUGAGCUAAUGCCACUAACAGAUGGGACAUCAUCGUCACUUAGGACAUAUCACCAGCGGAGUACUCGUCUGAGAUAUACUUUCGUAGUUUUUCUUGCUCUAGUUCACGACACCAAUGUUGAACAUAUUUUACAGUUACCUCACACUAAAUAAUAUUGUAUAUUUAUUAAUAAUUACUAUGUAGAUUGUGCAUUUAUUUAUGAAUUAUGACCACAAAAUAUAAUGAGUAUAUAUUUUGACUUUGCGUGCCGUUUAAAUGAUUGUUUUGUGAUUUAUUAAAAUAAAACCUGUUUAUUAAUAUACAUAUGUUAAAAUAUUCGAAUUUAAUAAUUACGAACUUAUACAAUCAAUUUAUAGAUAUUAUUAUACUAAGAAAAUAUAAUUAAUAAAAUGAAUAAACAUGAAUGAAAAUGAAGAAAGCUCAUUAAUUGCGAAUGUAUUUCAUACUUCAAUGACAUUUGAAAGUAACGUAGGGAAAAUGAGGAAUAUUUAGAAAGACUUAUUGAAGUAAAUACGAAGAUAAUGUUAUAAUAAGUAUUGAACUUUUAUAAUUUUGCGUCGUAUAAGUAGUUUAAAUGACAUAGUUUCAUUUGUGCAUCGUGGAUAGUGAAUCGUUUACUCGCAUGUGUAUUUGUAUUUGAAUCAGAAUAAUUUUCUACCCGUUUGUAAUAAUUGUGUGAAUUGACAAACUACUCCACUGAUAGUGCACAUUAGCUAUUUGAAACCAAAUUUAACUGAGAUAUGGAAAUAUAACUAAUAAUCUUGUGUGUAUUGAGUUACGAUCAUUUUAGUUGCUAGACUCUUACUUGGACCUCUUGCAUUUAGACGCCGACAGCGCUCGGUGUUUAUUGAUACUUUGCUCAAUAAUGUUCAUUUCACUCGAAAGCCUAAAAUUAAAAGUGCCUUCACAUAUUUUGGGAAAGCAAAGUGCACACCCUUCCUGAAAUGUGAACACUGCACUAGUGGCAGCAGUUUGUCAACGCCCGCCUCCCGUCUUUCUUUAUAUUUAUAAUUGAUGUAUCUAUAUUUGACUCGUUUCAAUGUUCGUUUUGUUUGUGACGAAUAUGGAAAUUACUUUUUAUUGCUUAUGAAUAAAUAUGAAACACAA